AUGGUAUUUCACAUUUCGCGUUCAACGCGCCUGAGCGUUGUCAUUGGCAUCUCGACGUGUUUCUUUCUAGCUGAAAUAUCUUUGGGAUUUUAUACGCACUCUAUUUCUUUGAUUGCCGAUGCCUUCCACUAUGUAAGUGCGCACGUGGGGUUCGUUGGGCAGGACAUUAACAUAUUGCAGCUUAAUGAUCUCGUUGGAUUUAUCAUUGCCCUUGUCGCAUUGAAGAAAUCCGAGCAAGCCGAUUCGCCCAAUGAGCUUUCUUUCGGUUGGCAGCGAGCUCAGCUGCUUGGUGCCUUUUUUAAUGGUGUUCUUCUCCUCGGCUUGGGUAUUAGUAUCUUCUUGCAGUCGAUUGAGCGGUUUAUCGCCCUGCAACGUAAGUCAAUGGCCCUGAGGAUUCAUUCCAGAUCUAACGAGGUUUCAGAUGUCAACAAUCCUAAGAUGAUGUUUAUUGUGGGUUGUGUUGGACUGGGACUUAACUUGAUCAGCGCUGUCUUUCUUCAUGAACACGGUCAUGGUCAUGGUCAUGGUCACGAUCAUGGUCCGUCUACGAUUGAGAGCCCGCCUGAUCUGGGUGAGCACUGCCAUGAAUCUCACGCCACGCACCAUGAACACAAACAUCUCCAUCUUGAAAAACCUCACUGUGCCGACUCAGGUCACGGCCAUGGCCACAGUCACGGUGGCCACGAUCAUGGCGACCUUGGGAUGAUGGGCGUUAUGAUCCACGUCAUUGGAGAUGCAAUCAACAACCUAGGAGUCAUGGCUGCUGGUCUAGUCAUCUGGCUAGCAGCACCCCAUCCCGGUCGUUACUACGCCGACCCCGGUGUGAGCAUGUUCAUCGCCAUCCUGAUAAUGCUGUCCUCUCUUCCAUUAAUGCGCAAUGCCGGGUUAAUCCUGCUAGAAAGCGCCCCGACCAGCGUUAAUAUGAACGAUGUCAAACAUGAUCUAGAGAAGAUCAAGGGCGUGACAUCAAUUCACGAGCUUCAUAUCUGGCGCCUCAAUCAGCAAAAGACGCUUGCAUCCGUGCACGUUGUUGUUUCCGAUGACUCUGUUGAGGACUUCAUGAAGGUUGCUCGGGUCAUUAAUGAAUGUUUCCACGCUUAUGGAAUCCACUCCAUCACACUCCAGCCUGAGCUCUCUGAUGGUACUGAUGUCGAUGUUGCCCAGGACAGUGAUAAGCCGCCUCGAUGUCAGGUUAUUUGCGGCACCCUGUGUGAGCAGUUGACCUGCUGUGGUUAA
Molecule: messenger RNA, 1236 nt
Organism: Penicillium salamii
Lineage: Eukaryota; Fungi; Ascomycota; Eurotiomycetes; Eurotiales; Aspergillaceae
Source: the annotation of a GenBank genome assembly